This is a messenger RNA of Ornithodoros turicata, 2313 nucleotides long. Its product is annotated as armadillo-like helical domain-containing protein 3. The transcript is spliced from 23 exons. NCBI's taxonomy places the organism in Eukaryota, Metazoa, Arthropoda, Arachnida, Ixodida, Argasidae. Bases 152 to 2068 code for a protein of 638 amino acids. The record is from RefSeq and is a predicted model, not a curated record. Gene Ontology annotation, cellular component: cytosol.
UUUCAACUUUAGUGGUCAGGCGCAGUUCUUCCUAAAUAGCCGGCAAGAUGAUGAUCAUCAUCAUCGCACACCUUACAUCUCGCAUUGCGUCUUCCUUUGAAGUUUUCUUUUCCAACAUGAGCGGUUGCUGAAACGACACUGUAGUACAGCCAUGGCCAAAUCCAGACAGCCACUAAAAGAGAAGUUCGUCCAGAUUUAUGAAAGUCUCUUUCAGGGUGACGACCCAUCGGUGAAUAAUGCCAAUUUCUGGGACGAGCUUUUUCUUCUCAAGGUGAAUGUGGCCUUUCUGGAGCAGCAGUUGAGCAGCCUCUCCAGAGAGCAGUUGGUGGAACGAAAGGAGAUGUUGAACACACUGUUCUACCGAUCCGUGUUGGCCCUGCACAGUGAAAACCGCAUCCGUGCCCUCAAUGCAAUUCAGACCCUAUGUGCCCUGGUACAAGGCGUUUCACGAGGCGCUCUCACGGAUAUCAUUGAUAUUCUGGUCGGUUUCGAAGGAGCUGAGGCCACCAUGCAGGAUCUCAUUGAGCUCAUCUGCCGCUUUCUCAUGGCUGGCCACCCGAAUUGUUUCAAGUCCUUGGUGCUGCGUUUCUUGCUCGUCCUUGCCACGACGACAGAAAACGUUAGCAACAACACACUACUCGAGUACAUCAUGAUGAACAGUGUCUUCGAAGCCAUCGUUCAGCUAUUGGCCGACAAGCAGAUGCGGAUGGAAUGCGGUUACGAUGCGUUGCUUUUGCUCACCAUCUUGGUGAGCUAUCGCAAGUAUGAGGCAGCCAACCCAUAUAUAGUAAAGCUGUCCAUCGUCGAUAAUGAACUCGCUCUUAACGGUUAUGGCCAAGUAGUCUCCACUGCACUCUCAGAGUUGAACAGAGAGGCUCAAUUGGAACCUCCAGCCAUUGGGCUGCUGUCGACUGUGGCCAACAUGGUGGGCAGCAUGUUUGUGCCAGCAGAGAACGUCUCCAGCCACAUGAGGAGCGACGACGCAGUCUUGCUGGCCCUCUACGAGGCAGUACACUUGAACAGAAACUUCAUCACUGUGCUUACCAAUUCGCAGACCGAGUGCGAGGCGGUGCCUGCAGAACGACCCGACUGCACGGACCCUUCCAACCUGCUAGUCACCUUCCUCGAGUUCUGUUCCAUUGUCAUGCAAAAGACUAAAGAUGAAUCGAGCGCUAAUACAACCAAGCUAGCCUUUAUUAUUCUUCUCUGUAUCACCGAGGACCAAUAUGCCAAUUCCAUGAUGCACGAUGUCAACAUGGUCUUUAAAGUACAGCUCCACCGAAUGCCAAUGAGACACAGAAGUCACGUCCAAGAGACUCCGUCUCGACCUCUGGCCUGUGCCCUUCUUGACCUCAUGGUAGAAUUUGUCUUGAGCCACAUGAGGAAAAACCUGCUCCUGGAUCUCUACCAACACUGCUUGGCUAUUGUCCACCGGUUGCUGUGCUACCAGAAAAAGUGCCGCGUCCGACUUCAGUACAGUUGGAAGGAAUUGUGGACCGCUCUUAUUAGCUUACUCAAGUUUCUGGUGCAUCACGAAACAGAUGUCGUGCAACAACACAAUAUUUUCCAGCUGGCUAGUCAGGUUGUCAACAUCUUUAAUCUGUUCAUCACUUACGGGGAUACAUUUCUGCCUACUGCCGGGAGCUACGACGAGUUGUAUUACGAGGUGAUCCGGAUGCACCAUGUCUUUGACAGCAUGUACUCCAUGGCCCUUCGCUACACCAGUGGGGAGCUGCAGUGGAAAGAGUCAGCCGCCAAACUUACUAAUCACCUUGUGAACGUCAGAGCCAUCAUCAACCACUUCACUCCCAAGAUUGAUUCCUGGUCCGCCAGCAACCAUUUGACAGCCCUGACCGAAGAACAGGUACUGGACGUGGUGCGUUGCAAUUAUGACACGCUGACAUUGAAGCUGCAAGACAAUCUGGAUCAGUACGAGAGGUAUUCCGAGAAGCCCAAAGAGACUGCCUUCUUCCUUCACAUGGUACGACACGUGGUGGCACAUUUCAAGAGUAGCUUUCGUUUGGCGACCCAGGAUUGUGUUCUCCGGGAGUUAUCCACCAUUGCAUAGCAUUCCAAGAUGGAAUCUCAAAAACUGGAUUAGACGGGGCAUCCUUGUGAGGGGGUCAUUCUUGAAGCAAUGGCUAAGACCUUUCAGGAGCAAUGAAAUGAAAUAUUCUUUGCGAGCUCUCAUUCCCCACUGCGUGUGCUACGGACCUAGUCUUGCAAGCGAGCUAGAUGGACUUUUGUGCCCCAAACUGAUCCAUUCGGUGCUCAUUUCGUUGUGUGCUGAAAAAGAAACGUAUUUUACUCCGA